AUGCCAGAAAAGUUUAUCAAAUGGGUGAUUUCUUCUGGUGGUGGUUACGGCGGUGAUAGUGUUAGUGGUUGUGGUGGUGGUGGUGAUGAAAGUGGUAACGGCGGCGGUGGUAAUGAUGGUGAUUGCGAUAGUGGUGGUGGUUGUGGUUACGGCGGUGAUACUGUUAGUGGUUGUGGUGGUACUGGUGAUGAAAGUGGUAACUGCGGCGGUAGUAAUGAUGGUGAUUGCGAUAGUGGUGGUGGUGGUAGUGGUAACGGCGGCGGUGGUAAUGAUGGUAAUUGCGAUAGUGGUGGUGAUUGUUGUAGUGGUGGUGGUGGUGGUUAA
Molecule: messenger RNA, 324 nt
Organism: Mytilus trossulus (common blue mussel)
Lineage: Eukaryota; Metazoa; Mollusca; Bivalvia; Mytilida; Mytilidae
Product: eggshell protein 1-like
Exons: 2
Coding region: 1-324 (107 amino acids)
Source: RefSeq, a predicted model, not a curated record